AUGGGCUACAUGGGUAAAGCAGAAGGGAUUCCUGCCGUGCCUUGUUCCAAAGUUAUAACAAAAAAUAUUACCAUCCAGUCAAUUCAAGAACUGUCCGAAGUCUUGCGAAGACCACCUGUCAUAUGGGACAAUCUUCAUGCCAAUGAUUAUGAUCAGAAAAGGCUGUUUUUAGGACCAUAUAGUGGACGAUCCACAGACCUUAUUCCUCAGUUACAUGGUGUACUGACCAAUCCAAACUGUGAAUAUGAAACAAAUUUUAUAGCCAUUCACACGCUUUCUGAAUGGAGGAAAUGUAAUAGAGAUGGAAAAAUAGAUCUGAGUUUAAAGUUGAAACCACAGAAAACAUCAUCGACGUAUCUCAACCAAUUGAAGGGUGAUUCAGUUACUGCAGAUAUCAAACUGGAAACAGAAAGUGAGAAUGGUUCAGUAGAAGAUAUUCCUACCCCUUUAGCUCCAAAUACUUACCAUCCAAAGCAGGCAUUGAAGGCAGCUUUAAAAAACUGGCUACCAGAAUUUUACAAAUCUAAAAAUGCUUAUGGUAAAAUAGUUCCUGGUCCAUUUGUACCAGCACCAGUACCAUCUUGCCCACCAUGUCCUCCUCCUCCAGCACUUGUCACACCUUCUAUUCCUGUCCCAGUCAUAAACACCUGUGUAGGUGUCACCAUGACCACAAGUGCCCCAUGCACACAGGUUAUAACAGGUAGUACUUCUUUAAUUGAGACUGGUUCAGGCUUCCAACCAAUUACUAAUCAACUAAUAAACAGCCUGGUUCCUCUUGAUGACCAACAAGGUCUUCCAUUGGAGCCAAUGGACUGUAAUGCUUCAUCAGAAUCAUCACCUAGCCAUAAAGCAGAUGGUGAGAUGGAACAAUUAUCAUCAGCUCAAACCCAAAGCAAAGGCUCAACAUCUAGUCUCUCUGAAGACACAGAGAAAACUCCAGACACUUCAGAAGACAUGCAAACUGAACCUACAAAUACUGAUGAAGACAGUGAAGUUUUAUCUAAACAACUGACUCUUGAUGACAUUUCUUUAUUGGUAGAUUUGUUUUAUCUUCCAUUUGAACAUGGAAGUCAAGGACUGCACCUUUUACAAGAAUUUCAUUGGUUAAAAACAAAUGGACAUAAAAUAUAUGAACACAAAAAAAACAGAAAAGAAGAACCAGAUAUACAAGAGUGGUACAACCGUGCUACUACAUUUGAUGAUAUGGCCAAAGCUCUCGAUAUGCUGCUGAUUCGUUUGACCUAUGUUCCCAAUAGAUCUCUACUGUAUGACCUUUAUCCAUACAUUUGGGAUAUUAAAGGAGUUGUCUCUCUGCUGAAUUCUUAUCUAAAAUGGUUGGCUCUUGGCCGGGUGCCUCCUGCAGUGUCAAGUUUGAUUACACCAUCAUUCACAUGGUUCUCCAAGGGUUAUAAGGAAUCUUUCACUAGUGGUGAACAAGAACCUUGGUUGUUUCGUGGUGGUCUCACAGCAGAACUACAACGCUUAUUACCACUUGAAAGCGUGAGCGAUCUGUUCCUUUACAAAGCACCUGAUACACCAAGUGAUAAAGUAUACACCAUUCGUCCUUACCUAUCAAGUGAUGAGGCUGCUAUAUUUGAAGUAUGUCGUAAAACUUGUGAUGAUGGUCUUGAUGGAAGCGAUGUGUUUCCUGAUUACCCAGAUCUCAUUGGAGACAAGUUGGUGGGUCCUUUCCUUUCUAUCUCACCAGAAUACUGUUUUAUUGUGGAGGAUGAGAAUGGAAUCUGUGGCUAUGCCUUAGCUUCCCUUGAUGCUCGACAGUUUCAUAAGAAGACUGAAACAUUUUGGAUCCCUAAACUUUGUGUCAAGUAUCCUGCUUCAGAGAAGAAGAGUGGAGAUAUGCUUACUCCGGCAGAGGAAAUAAUUAGCAGCUUUCACAACUUCAAGUUGAGCACUCCUGAAGAUGUGUACAAGAACCACCCUUCUACUCUGAAAGUCACACUUAUGCCAUCUGUGCUGGACACGAGCAUACCCAAACGUCUUCUUGCAUGUAUUUUUUCGGCAUUAAAAGCCAAUGGUUCUCAUGGAGUAUUCUGUGAAGUGACAGUUGGUGAUAAAAACAUUGUAGAUUUUUAUUCCAAACUUGGGUUUACAGAAAUCACCCUUCCAGAACACAGCUGUGAGGACAGUAUAUUUCUUGGAAGGACAUUUUAAAAAGAUAGCUGAUAGUACUUUUUCAUACAAUUUUUUUAUUAUUUCCUGAUUCAGUGUUAGAACUUUUUUCUGCCAAGCAUAAGUAUUGUAUUGUAGGAAAACACAGACUAACUAUGUUCUUAAUUUUUCUUUCAUCACUUUGUAACUUAAGUUCAUGAUGAUUUGAAUAAAAAAUUUUGUAAUGAAAAAAAUUA
Limulus polyphemus (Atlantic horseshoe crab) is the source of this 2366-nucleotide messenger RNA. RefSeq names its product protein O-GlcNAcase-like. Gene Ontology annotation, biological process: glycoprotein metabolic process. The transcript is spliced from 11 exons. The record is from RefSeq and is a predicted model, not a curated record. Bases 1 to 2172 code for a protein of 723 amino acids. Lineage: Eukaryota; Metazoa; Arthropoda; Merostomata; Xiphosura; Limulidae. Gene Ontology annotation, molecular function: beta-N-acetylglucosaminidase activity.